This is a messenger RNA of Strongylocentrotus purpuratus (purple sea urchin), 3170 nucleotides long. RefSeq lists its product as uncharacterized. The record is from RefSeq and is a predicted model, not a curated record. NCBI's taxonomy places the organism in Eukaryota, Metazoa, Echinodermata, Echinoidea, Camarodonta, Strongylocentrotidae. Bases 223 to 3078 code for a protein of 951 amino acids. The transcript is spliced from 4 exons.
UGGAACGGGCCGUCUUGUUGAUAUUCGGGAUAUGAAUAGGGAAAUAAUAACUAGAGUAUAAUCAAGUAUCAUCUUCGACUGCUCUGAUCAAACGGUACAUGGACAGCGUUCAGACUGCAUUCAUCAGUUAUCACAGAACUUACACGAGAUUUUGAUUCGCAGAUAUGAACCAUUUUCACAAUUUAUUGAUGCAUUCCUUCUGAAGUAUAUAACGCUGGAAAUAUGGAAGAUGACAGAGAAUACUAUACCCACCCUGAUCGGAUGCGGGGUGCUACCGGUAGGAAGCAGAAUGCUAUGAUGCACCAGCAGCUCAAGUCCUUUGAGACUAUGUUACGUACCUUCCUAGAGGGACAUGAGACGGGAUCUCUUUAUCGGGCCCUGGCCAGAGUUAUUCCUCAUAAUCGUCACGUGUAUUCCCUCGAUGGCUUGAAUGACUAUGCGAAUCAGUGGUACAGAGACCGUGAAGAGAUUCAUGUUGACGACCAUUCAAUCAUCAAGCGCAUUGAGGAGUUCAAUCAGGAGAUCCUAUACCUGAAGCAGAUGAAGACGAUAUUUGAUGACCGUAUCUAUUCAGUACUCUUCGAGUUCUACUACGAGAUGGUCAUGGAGGAGAUUCCGCAGGCUACCAAGUUAUUGGAGAGAGGUCGUAGAGCUAGCAAUGACGUCAGGGGUUCGAAUCUCCUUGUCAUGUCGAACAUCGAAGGGUACGCCGCACUUCAUGAGCCGAUGCCAGUGAAGAAGUUGUGUGAUAUCUCCAAAGAUUGUGAGAAGCUGUUUUCGAUUAUCCAUCAACUCCAACAUAUCGAUAUCCGCUGGGGUAGUCUUCUGAAGUCUGAAGAAGUGGAUGUUGAGUUGUUCGAUCCUGAUUCCAUUCAUGAUGUGAAGCUGUAUCCAAACUACCUUAGAUUCGAAGCGGUACUACGUCUCAUACCAGACGUCAUGCGUAAGAUACAGAGUGCCAUCAAGUUGACAAAGAGCUGGUGGUACCAAGCUGAAAGGAUACGAAGACGUCUUCGAGGACAAAAGAUCCGUGAUGACAUUGCUUCAGAUCAACCUUCUGAAAAUGAUCCCAAUCAGAUAGCUGAAUCUCUAGAAGAGAAUGAGCCUAUGACAGAGCAAAUACCUACGAAGGGCCACUCAACCACACCUUACAGAUCGUCCUCUGAUCAUAAAACCGAAGCCGUUCGGGAUAUCGAUGAAUACACCAACUACCACAGUCCUUCCGUUGACUACAGAAUAGAAGACAGACAGCACAUUGAUAAUGAUGAAGAAGGUAGUGGUAGACCCAUUGAAAGAAAUCCUUAUACGGAAGAAGACAAGCCUUCGCAGUCAAGAAUAAACCCAGAGCAAGAGAUGAUAACUCCCCGCCAGACGUACCCCGCCGUGAUUGAGACAGUUGAAAAUCGUCUCAAGGAGCUCUCCACCUCUAUUGCUCUUACACAAAUGGACUUGGCUUCAGAGACCAACGAACUUGAGUUCUUCAAUAGGCGACAACAACGAAUUCGAAAACUGAAAUCAAACCUGAAGCGUGCAAUCAAUGCGAUGGAAGCGAUGCAUGACGAACUCAAAAGCUACAGACGCGUAAAAGAACAACUUAUUCUACAGUUAGAAGAGGUCGAGGACUUGUCAGAGAGACGGCAUAUUUCCGGGAAACUAAAGACUUUGGACGAGAAAGUGAAGGAUAUUCAAGAGCUUUCCCAGGUUAUCGAAUAUCGACAUAAACUAAUGACCAGUGACUUGAAACUUGAACUGGACCUCAGAGAGACGUUCACCAGAUACCAGAACGAGGUUGAAGGGCGAGUUGAUCUAUUGAAGUCUUCAGUUCAGGAAGAGGAGGAGAAAAGAGUCCAACUAGAACAUGAGCUGAUGUUACUUCGUCCGCAGGCUGUAUUAGACGGGCAAGAUCACGAGUGCUUACAGGAUAACAGGACGUCAAACAAGGCUCGCCAAAAUGUCUACCAGAUGAACAAGAGUCGGUCUGUACCAAGAGCAUCAAAGAAUGGGAUGAAAAGUGUUCCCUGGUUCGGUAAUAGCAGUCAAUCUUUGGAUGAAUCUAACCGAACAGAUGACGAUCUAGACAACAUAAACAGAGAGUCUUAUUCCCCUGAUCUACUGCUUGGUCAGCUACGAUCUGAUAAUUCCAGUUGGGAUCAGCAGAGGAUUCUGGAUGAUAGGAAACAUCUCAACCGGACUACAAGUAGCCCUGAUAUCUUGAGCCACAUGAGACGUACUUCUCUUGAUAGUGGAGUCAAUGGAAGCCGGAUUAUGAACCGUGAUAAUAUGGUCAGACCAGGAAAGGGUAAAAAGAACCCAAGGCUUUCACAUCAGAUGCCUCAGACCAGUGGAGAUACCUCUGACCAUGACAGCGCCAAAGACAUCCAAGAUAGAUCCUCAACCAAACAAACUCAGAGGACUUCUGUUCCUGAAAUAAAGUAUGUCCCUCCAAGUUCUAAAGGAAAGAAAAAGCAUCGCAAACCAAAAGCUCCAGAGAGAAUAUUAUCUGAUGAGAAUGAAGAUGUUAAUGAUUCAUUUGGAUACGGUGGAUACAACAGCAGACAUGGGGGUCCUUACCAAGACACAAAUCACUCUGACCAUAAUGACAGAGGUACGGACGAAGGAAGAAACAGGCAAAGGAGACCUUCUUCACCCACUAAACGCAGUAAUCUACCCACUAGAAACCUGAAAAGACUGCCUCGCGGAUCACUCGGGUUGAACAACAAAGCUGCCCCAGUUCAGAAACAGCCUCCUCUACCACAACUACGUGAGGAAGAUGACCCAUCUCCAGCUCCAAGGAAAGAUCGAACCCCAAGAAUGUAUGACCCCAAGAGAGGGAGCUUAGAUAGUGUCAUCAACUCACCACUACCGCUAUACUCAUACAUGCCUCUUAGUGUUGAUCAAAGUGGGAAGAGAGAGCUUGGUGGUGACGGUGGAUCUAGGAAGGUGAAGAAUGCACAUCGACGGAAACCAAGGAUCAAGUCAGAUCAACCAGACAUCUUGUCACCAUUGUACAAACCAAACCAGACACAAAGAAGAAAGAACCCUCCAGUUAGCCAUAUACCAGUCAAAACCACAUACUGAGAUCAUCUAAGGCAUGUUAAAUAAGAGUAAGCGCGAUAGCCCAGUUGGUAGAGCAGUGGUCUCGUAAUCUGGCGGCCCGGGUUUGAAACCUA